GUCACGAUGGCAGCAGAUGGCAGUUUCGUGAGAGGUUGAGGCGGUAAACAAAGCCGCCAAAUCGCCACUUUGCGCUGCGCUGACUGCCUUCCUAGGCCUACCCGGAGGCUGGUGUGGUAGGGGGCGGCGAGAGGCCAUGCCACAGAAGAAGAAGGAGUGUCUGGGAGUGGACAAGCCGGCCCCGGAGCUCCAUGCUGACCAUGAACUCUUCCUCCAAGCUUUUGAAAAACCCACACAGAUCUACAGAUACCUAAGAUCAAGAAAUGUGCUUAGUCCAAUCUUUCUUCAACGUACACUAUACUACAUGCGUGGGAGGAUGAGCCGCAGUCACAAGAACAGAAUGUCGUUCAAACUAGACUGUUUAUUGGACAAGGUGACCCAGAAGAGCGAGCGGCAAAAUGAGCGUCCAGCUAGCUACCUCAAUAUAGCCUUCACCGGUUUCCAUGAUGAUAAAUUGGAAGGUGUGUGUGGGGAUGUGGCCCGGGUGGAGACUUUUAUCGUGAAGAUGUGCCACAAGAAACGGAAAGAGUCGUCGGCGCCAUUAAUGCAAGUAUCAGUAGGGACGCAAGAUGUGAACAUCAAUCCGGCAGAAGGUGAAGGGGGCGGCGGGCGGAAUUCCUGCCUAAGUAUCCCCACACACAAUUUUACCUCCAGUAACGGCCACCAAGUCAAGUCAUAUGUCAUAGUAUUUCGUGUUUCAUUAGUGCACGAUCAAGAAAACGCUGGGGAGCCUGUGGUUAAGCGGCGUCGUGUCGGCCGAAGUGCAUCGCAGGACUCACAAGAUAACAUACUGUCGGUUAGCACUAAUGCAGUCAAUGGGGAUAGUCAUGGUGGUGGUGGUGGUGUAGGAUCGACGUACUUUGGCGAAUUAGUGAUGUUCGAUCGCCACGGACGUUGUCUACUAACUCCUGGGCAGUACGAGUUAAUGUUGGAACUUCAAGCCGGGGAGUCGACCCAGCUUUGUAAAUCCAGCCCAAAGAAGAAUGCAAGUUGGGAGAGUAUUGAUACCCUCAAAUUUGAUGGUAUAUUUAAUAAUAUUCCUGUUCUUAAGUUUACAUUAAACUGGAACAGUGAAAACUCCACUUCUGUCAUAGAACGGCCGAGAUUACGACCUCUCAAGCCUCUAGAUGUCGUCUUGGCUAAUAGUGCAUCCACAAAACCAAAGCCUCAAGGUGUGGCUAGUCCUGAGGCUCCCCAGCUGGUGCUCUACCAAUUUGUGUAUAACAACAACAGUCGACAACAGACCGAAGCCAGAAGAGACUUCCACUGCCCCUGGUGCUCGCUCAACUGUAUGGCCCUCUACUCGCUCCUCAAACACCUCAAGCUCUGUCACGCGCGCUUCACCUUCACAUAUGUUCCACAUCCUAAAGGAGCGCGAAUUGACGUUGCUCUCAAUGAAUGCUACGACGGCUCUUACGCGGGGAACCCACAAGACUUGGUAGCAAUGCCGGCCGGGUUUGCGUUUUCCCGGAGCGGGCCCACGCGCCGAACGCCAACCACUUCAGUAUUAGUCUGCAGACCAAAAAGACCGAAGCCUUCAUUAUCGGAAUUCCUAGAGCAGGAUGAUGAUUUUGAUUUACCUCGGUCGUAUAUAUUAGGCCAUAAUAGAUUGUAUCAUCACACAAUGACGUGCCUCCCUAUACAACCCCACGAGCUUGACGAGGACAGUGAAGGAGAACACGAUUCUGAAUGGGUUCGGCAAAAGACACAAAUGAUGAUUGACGAGUUUUCUGAUGUCAACGAAGGCGAGAAGGAAUUAAUGAAAAUGUGGAAUCUACAUGUUAUGAAAUACAAGUAAGUUGGCAGGUAGUUAUUUGCUAGAAUA
Molecule: messenger RNA, 1825 nt
Organism: Procambarus clarkii (red swamp crayfish)
Lineage: Eukaryota; Metazoa; Arthropoda; Malacostraca; Decapoda; Cambaridae
Source: RefSeq, a predicted model, not a curated record